AUGGCCGUCCCCAACAUCAAGCUGAACAGCGGCUUUGACAUGCCCCAAGUGGGCUUCGGUCUGUGGAAGGUUGACAACGACAUUGCCGCCGACACCGUCUACGAGGCCAUCAAGGCCGGAUACCGUCUGUUUGACGGCGCCUGCGAUUACGGCAAUGAGGUUGAGUGUGGCCAGGGUGUUGCCCGCGCCAUCAAGGAGGGUCUCGUCAAGCGUGAGGAGCUCUUCAUCGUCUCCAAGCUCUGGAACACCUUCCACGAUGGCGAGCGCGUAGAGCCCAUCGUCAAGAAGCAGCUCGCCGACUGGGGCGUCGACUACUUCGACCUCUACCUCAUCCACUUCCCCGUCGCCCUCGAGUACGUCGACCCCUCCGUCAGAUACCCUCCCGGCUGGCACUACGAUGGCAAGUCCGAGAUCCGCCCCUCCAAGGCCUCCAUCCAGGAGACCUGGACUGCCAUGGAGAGCCUCGUUGAGAACAAGCUCUCCAAGAGCAUCGGUGUGUCCAACUUCCAGGGCCAGCUCCUCUACGACCUCCUCCGCUACGCCAAGAUCCCUCCUGCUACCCUGCAGAUCGAGCACCACCCCUACCUGGUCCAGCCUGAUCUGAUCAAGCUGGCUGCCAACGAGGGCAUCGCCGUCACCGCCUACUCUUCCUUCGGCCCUGCUUCCUUCAAGGAGUUCAACAUGGAGCACGCUACCGACUUUGUCCCUCUCUUUGAGGAGCCAACCGUCACGGCCAUUGCCAAGAAGCACAACAAGGAGCCUUCCCAGGUCCUUCUCCGCUGGGCUACCCAGCGUGGUCUUGCUGUCAUCCCCAAGACCAGCCGCAAGCACGUCCUUGCCCAGAACCUGUCUGUCACCGACUUCGACCUCGAGCAGUCUGAGAUCGACAAGAUCAGCUCCCUUGACAGGAAGACUCGCUUCAACCAGCCCGCAAACUACUUCCCCACUGAGAAGCUUUGGAUCUUUGGUUAA
This is a messenger RNA of Colletotrichum paranaense, 972 nucleotides long. Its product is annotated as aldo/keto reductase. The record is from RefSeq and is a predicted model, not a curated record. Gene Ontology annotation, molecular function: D-xylose reductase (NADPH) activity. The transcript is spliced from 3 exons. Lineage: Eukaryota; Fungi; Ascomycota; Sordariomycetes; Glomerellales; Glomerellaceae. Gene Ontology annotation, biological process: D-xylose catabolic process. Gene Ontology annotation, cellular component: cytosol. The coding region runs from base 1 to 972 and encodes 323 amino acids.